This is a messenger RNA of Sorex araneus (European shrew), 2438 nucleotides long. RefSeq names its product zinc finger HIT-type containing 6 (gene ZNHIT6). Gene Ontology annotation, cellular component: nucleus; pre-snoRNP complex. Gene Ontology annotation, biological process: snoRNA localization; box C/D snoRNP assembly; maturation of LSU-rRNA from tricistronic rRNA transcript (SSU-rRNA, 5.8S rRNA, LSU-rRNA). NCBI's taxonomy places the organism in Eukaryota, Metazoa, Chordata, Mammalia, Eulipotyphla, Soricidae. The transcript is spliced from 10 exons. Bases 151 to 1557 code for a protein of 468 amino acids. The record is from RefSeq and is a predicted model, not a curated record.
GACCGCGUGGGAGCCUGGCGACGGGAACCCGGCGUUCGCCAGCUGAGACUUCUGGUUCCGCACGUGGAGCGCUGUCCGCGUUCUGGGAGGUUCAUUCAUUCUUGCCGGCUGCGAAGCUCCCGGGCCUCGGAGGCUGAGAGUGGCUAAGGGAUGGAUCUAGUCGCUGAAAAUGAAGCGGCGCCGGGCGGAGCCCUGUCCGCUGCGGCCGAGGGAACGCCGCUGGGUCCCGAGCCCGGUGGGGAGCGGGUCGGACGCGCGGCGGGGAUGGAGCGGGCGGGCGGCGAAGCGCCGGUCCAGGGCCGGAGCGGGAUGCAGGCGACAGGUGAUGGAGAGGAAGGAGCUGGACCCCGAGCAGAGGCUCUGAGAGGGGGCGUGAAGCGAGAAGUUAGGGACUGGCCGGAAACGGCAGCAGGCCCGCCGGGUGGCCAGUGGGCGAAGCCGGAGGUGGGGGAGGAGGGUGGGCCCGAGGUAGAGGAGAAGCCGGGCAAAGCUUUGGAGGCGAGGCGGCAGCGGGGCGUGGUGGCCCGAGAGGAGAAGGCGGGCGAGCUGGCGGUCCCGGGAGGGAAAGCGACGGUGGAGGAAGAGGCCGGGGGCUGGCGCGCAGCAGAGCUGGAGGAGACGGAGGGGAAGCUGGAGAUGAAGCCGGGGGAGCUGUGGGCGGGUCGGGACGGGGAAGGGCCACAGCAGGGGCGGGAAGCGCGUGCCGAGGCCCAGCUGGCUCUCCCCGAGGAGGAGGCGGUGCGGGAUGCGACGGCCAGCAGCCCCCCGGUGGGCGCCAAGAGGAAGCUGGCCAUGUCCAGGUGUGAAACUUGUGGUACAGAAGAAGCAAAGUACAGAUGUCCACGUUGUAUGAGAUAUUCCUGCAGUUUGCCCUGUGUAAAGAAACACAAAGCAGAAUUAACAUGUAAUGGAAUUCGGGAUAAAACCGCUUAUGUUUCAAUACAGCAAUUCACAGAAAUGAACCUCCUAAGUGAUUAUAGGUUUUUAGAAGAUGUGGCAAGAACAGCAGAUCAUAUUUCUAGAGAUGUUUUCUUAAAAAAACCAAUAAGCAAUAAACAUAUGUACUUUUUGAAAAAUCGGGCUCGAAAGCAAGGUAUUAACUUAAAACUUCUACCAAACGGAUUCACGAAAAGAAAAGAGAAUUCAACAUUUUUUGAUAAGAAGAAACAACAAUUUUGUUGGCAUUUGAAACUUCAGUUUCCACAGAGUCAAGCUGUAUACAUAGAAAAAAGAGUACCAGAUGAUAAAACUAUUAAUGAAAUCCUAAGACCGUACAUUGAUCCUGAAAAAUCUGAUCCUGUAAUUCGUCAAAGGUUGAAAGCCUAUAUUCGCUCUCAGACGGGGGUCCAAAUUUUAAUGAAGGUUGAAUAUAUGCAGCAAAACUUAGUAAGGUAUUAUGAGCUGGAUCCUUACAAAAGUCUCCUUGACAAUUUGAGGAACAAAGUGAUCAUUGAAUACCCAACAUUACAUGUGGUCUUAAAAGAAUUCAGCAAUGACAUGAAAAUUCUACACCAAGGGAAGAGUGAAUCUGUCAGGAACAUUGGCAAUGAAAAGUAAGUCCUUCUGGAGAAGGAAGAAGGUGGAAAUUUCCAGCCUUUGCAGAGGACUAUGCAUGGACUAGCCUGAUGGAGCCUGGGAUAUUGUUGGGUGCUUGAAAUUUUUCAUUUCUCUGAAAAGUAAUUAAACAAUUCAAGUUAUAUAUACACACACACACACCAAUAUUUUUUAUUGCGAUUGGCAUUGUGCUUAUUUUAAUAUGCUUGAGUCUGUAGUCUUCAAACUUUUUUUUUCCAUGCUUUGCCAUAAGAGUCAGUUACAAGUUUGCUUUCUCUUCAGUGGAAUUCUACGGAAACAUGCAGCAUGCCAUAAAGCCACGGGAUGACAGACCUAUUCUAGUCUUAGAAUUAUAUAUGAUAUAAUAAGCUUUAUAUGUGACAUAACCUAUCAUGGCAACUGAAUGGAUCUUUCAUGCGUGCACAGCACACAUAACAAUGUCCUGUAUUCAAGGCUGAAUAAGUAUUACUAUAAUAUCUUAUGUCCAGUGUAGAAAAUUAAUGGCUCCAGGUUGUUGUUUGAAUUAUCUGUGCUCAUGGAUUUGGCUCUGCUUGUUCACAGUGAGCUGUGCCUUAUUAGGAACUCUGUGCCUUUCAUCCCGUUCCCAUUCCACUCUUGUCAUUACCACACAGGGGUGUUGUGAUGAGCAGUUUUAUGCCAUGUUUUGAAAUAGCUAGCAAUAACUAAAACAGAAACACUUGAAGCUCUUCAAAGGAAUGUAUAUGUGUAUUUAUGUAUAUUCAUGGUUUAAUUUAUAUCUUAUGGCAGCUCUGUAUAUAUAAUGAUCUCACAUACUGGAAUUAAAGUUUCCUAGUUUUAUUGGAAUUUAUACAGUUAUGAAAUUGCAAUAUGACUGUAAAAGAGUAAAAGAUGAUUACAUCUGC